Elgaria multicarinata webbii is the source of this 2253-nucleotide messenger RNA. RefSeq names its product N-acylsphingosine amidohydrolase 1 (gene ASAH1). Gene Ontology annotation, biological process: fatty acid metabolic process. Gene Ontology annotation, molecular function: fatty acid amide hydrolase activity; N-acylsphingosine amidohydrolase activity. Gene Ontology annotation, cellular component: lysosome. The transcript is spliced from 14 exons. Lineage: Eukaryota; Metazoa; Chordata; Lepidosauria; Squamata; Anguidae. The coding region runs from base 87 to 1262 and encodes 391 amino acids. The record is from RefSeq and is a predicted model, not a curated record.
AUGAUAGAGGCGCCGCCGCCUUCUCCGCCCUGGCUCAGAGCGAGGAUUCAGUGGCCGGGAGAGCUUGCAUCGGGCAGGUGGCAAGGAUGGGGCGCGCGACGGUGCUAAUCGCUGCGGCCACGCUCCUGACGGCCGUGCUGGCCAGGGACCCGUUUGCUGAAGACUGCAGAAAACAAGCAUACCCUCCAUCAGGACCUACGUUCAAAGGGGACGUUCCAAAGUAUGUCAUAAAUCUUGACUUGCCACCGAAAGAGAGAUGGGUCGAAGUGGUCCGUGCCAAAAAAACAGAGCUGAAGAUUGUGAUUGAGACUAUGAAAGCUUUAGCCAAAACAUUUUUCCAUAGUGGAAAAUUUAUACCAUCGUUAGAGUCUAAAAUGCUCUGGUUAAGUUCUACCCUUCCCUAUCCUUUCAAGGAAGAGAUAGAAGGCGUCGCUUCUGCUUCUGACAUUCAAUUAGGUGACAUAGUUUUGUUCAACAUCUUCUAUGAAGUCUUCACAGUGUGCACGUCGAUAAUAGCAGAAGGCCCCUCAGGACAAAUAUACCAUGCCAGAAAUCUUGAUUUUGGGCUGUUUCUUGGGUGGGAUGUACAAAAUAGUUCCUGGGAUACGACACAGAAACUGAAGCCGCUAAUGGUGGCACUGGAUUUUCAGAGGAACAAUAAAACAGUGUUUAAGUCUUCCAAUUUUGCAGGCUAUGUGGGAAUGGUAUCUGGAGUCAAACCGGGCCUUUUUACUCUAACCAUGAAUGAGCGGUUCAGUCUUGAUGGAGGUUACAUCGGACUCCUUGAGUGGAUCAUUGGCCGCAGAGAUGGUUUUUGGAUGGGUUUCCUCACUAGAAGCGUGUUGGAAAAUAGCACAAGUUAUGAAGAUGCAAAGGACAAACUGUCUAACACAAGACUCCUGGCUCCAGCAUAUUUCAUAUUAGCAGGCAAUAAAUCUGGGGAGGGGUGUGUCAUUACACGUUCUCGAGCUGCUCUCUUAGACAGUUGGAACUUGAACAAAGCAGAAGGUGUCUGGUAUGUGUUGGAAACCAAUUAUGAUCGCUGGAAGCCUCCGUUAAUUCUGGAUAACCGGAGAACCCCUGCAAUGCACUGCUUGAACGAAACAAAGCAAGAGAACCUCUCAUUACCAGCUCUGUACAACAUUCUCAGCACAAAACCUGUCCUCAACAAGUUGACUGUGUCUACAACUCUGAUGGAGGUUUAUGAUGGCCACCUAGAGACUUAUCUGAGGGAAUGCCCGGAUCCCUGUAGUCCCUGGUGACAGCCUGCACUUGUCUGUGGAGUAAGAUCCAUCUGAGAUGAAUUAUCUCCAGGGAUGGAAUUAGACAAAGGCCACGAAUCUCCUUAGCCUACAACGCAUAUCAUGAAUUGGGCUUCAGGGCCCGGAUGUGUCUUACUGCUUGCAGCCCAAACAACAAAUUGACUCUUCGCAUCCCAACGGGCCUACGUUCAAAUGUCUGCUUUUUGUCCAUGAAACCAAUCAAUUAGCUCUGGACCCCUGCUCCUUCACAUGCUAUUUCAUUGUUUAGAAGAUCCCACGCACGUUCACUCUGAAGUGAGUCCCUCUUUCUUCAGUAAGGCUUACUUCCAGGCCUGCAUGCGCGCAAGGUUGCAGCCUUCAGGCUGGGGAAACAGAACAAGACAACAGUUUGGAAGUGGCAUUGUGCAAAUUCCUUCAGGUGCAGACUUUCAAAGAAAAGAAGCACAGUGUUUGGCCUUGCUGUUCGCCUGCUCCGUUGACUACCGGCUGCCUCAAUGCUUCCACAGUAUCUUUUCCCAGCUUGAAGAAGUGCUAUGGGGAAGCUUAGUUCCCUCUUCCUUCCAUUUAAACUUUGGAAAAAGAGAGAACCACAGGGUGGUACAAUCCAGCCAGGGAGAGGAAUAGAGAUUCAAGUCUGGGGGGUGGGGUGGGGUGGGGGGUGAAAAAAAAUCAAGGGAACACACACUCUGUUUUUUUAGCAUUGUUUCCCCUUAAGUUGCAAACAUGAUAAAGGCUCUCACUCUUUCUUCGAGAGAGAAGGGUGGUCAUGGUGGUGGUAGUAGUGGUUACAGUAACAGCAGCGAUAAACAGGGGAGGCAAGAACAAAUACACACUUUCUAAAACAUGGACAGCAUCCCUUCAGGAUGAAACGUGCUCUUUUUUCCCUGGUGUUUAAUUGGAGGCUAUGAAUGUUUUAAUGUUGCCAGCUGGUAUUAAGAAUUAACAGAUCCUUGAUCAUUUUACAAUUAAACAAAAGAGGAAUUGGUCUGUC